UCGGACUCGGAGUCGGAGUUGACGCCACUCCCAAGUCCGAGACUCCGAGUCCGAGUCAGAACGUCGGUGGCAGAGGCAAGCUGUCCAGAAAGGUACCUAGAACGCAACCGGAGCAAGGCCGGAGCUUUGAAUGCUGCCAGUGCAUUGCUAGAUCAACAAGCACAUCAAAGGCGAUCCAUCCGCAGGAGUACGCAACGUUCAUGCAAGCAUAGUAGUUUUCACCACUGUAGUCCAAGUCCUUCCUGGUCCUUCGGUAUCACUGCAUUCCAGUGUUCUUUCACAAGCUCAGCUGGCUGGUAUCCAAGGAGGUGUGUGCAUAUUCUAUAUAGUCAAGCCAUACUAAGCGAGGAAUACUUGGAUACUGUGGAUCAUUCUAAAGAAAGGAGCUUGCUUUUGGCUGUCGGGUGGAUAUCUUGAUUGGACAACCACCGGCUGAUCUGCCCUCUCGCCCCUUGCUGGUGCUUGCUGCCUCAGAUGGGAGGAGGCGCGCUGGCUGUGGCCCGGGUGACAGGCAGUUCUUCAGUGGCGGCGUGCAAGCUCGCAGCCACAAGAUCUGUGCACUGCGGUGCACCCUCGGGCAGCCCGGCACUGCUCUGCGGGUCGGCAAGGGGCAGCCACAGCAGCAGGCGGCACCUGCGAGGGGACCCGUGCCAAGAUCUGCGGUCUAGCGCAUUCCUGGCUGGGGAGCACCAUGGUGUGUUGGCUGGGGGGGUGGUGAGGCAGCAGCAGCAUGGGCGGGCAGGGCUGCGGAUUGCAGCGGCACUCGACACAUCGGACGUGGUAAAGGCAGCGGAAGGAUCCAAGUCGGCGGCGCUGGUGAUGAUCCGGCAUGGGGAGUCGCUUUGGAAUGCCAAGAACCUGUUCACGGGCUGCGUGGACGUGCCGCUGAGCCAGCAGGGCAUUGACGAGGCGCUGACGGCGGGUACCCGCAUUGCAGACAUCCCGGUGGACAUCAUCUUUGUGUCAGCGCUGAUGCGCGCGCAGAUGACCGCCAUGAUCGCCAUGACGCAGCACCGCCGCAAAAAGGUGCCGGUGAUCUUGCACGAGGAGAGCGACCGCGCCAAGGAGUGGAGCACCAUCUUCUCGCAGGCCACCAUGAAGGAGGUCAUCCCCGUCAAGACCGCCUGGCAGCUCAACGAGCGCAUGUACGGGGAGUUGCAGGGGCUGAACAAGGCAGAGACCGCGGACAAGUUUGGCGCGGACACGGUGAAGCAGUGGCGCCGCAGCUACGACAUCCCGCCGCCGAAUGGGGAGAGCCUGCAGAUGACCGCAGAGCGGGCCGUUGCCUACUUCAAGGCAGAGGUGGAGCCUCUGCUGAAGGCGGGCAAGAACGUGCUGAUCAGUGCGCACGGCAACUCGCUGCGCGCCAUCAUCAUGUACCUGGACAGCCUCACCUCCGAGCAGGUGAUUGAGCUGGAGCUAGCGACGGGCAACCCGAUGCUGUACGUGUACGAGGAGGGGGCCUUCAAGCGGCGGGGCAGCCCCGUGGGGCCAGCGGUGGACGGCGUGUACGCUCUCACCCCGGACCUGGCCACUUACCGCAACAAGCUGGAGUCCAAACAGUGACGGGCAAAGCAGCCGGGGCCAGCCUGCCGCAAUGGGUGACUGCUGAACCUCUGUGACCCCACCCAUUGCUUCACGUAACAUCGAAGACAUUUGAAGCAAUGCAUUUGUAAAGCUUCUGGACGGAUGUGUUGGUAGGUCUACAUUCAACGUGUACAUUUAUAUUGUUUCUGAAAGCAGUGGCCUACGCAAAGCAGGUCGAUUAAUUGAGUCGAACUCCAGAUCGACAGAUUUCUGGCGACAAGAGACAAGGGUUGCGUCUCGAGUCUAAACAGAUACGAACACAUGCUUUGACAUGUUAUGAUUGUGGCAAAAUAUGCCAUUUGGACGGCUGCUUGGAGGAAACGCGUAAGCUUAAUCACUAGCCUUGCCCUGUGCCGUCUAUGCUAUGGGACUGUACAGCACUCUGUUGGCCAACGAUCCCUUUGGUUCACAAUCAAAACCUUCUGCGCUGGAUGAUUUGUAAGCCGCCUCGAGCUGAAAGAUG
Messenger RNA from Klebsormidium nitens, 2050 nucleotides. Lineage: Eukaryota; Viridiplantae; Streptophyta; Klebsormidiophyceae; Klebsormidiales; Klebsormidiaceae. The record is from the annotation of a GenBank genome assembly.